Molecule: messenger RNA, 196 nt
Organism: Adineta ricciae
Lineage: Eukaryota; Metazoa; Rotifera; Eurotatoria; Adinetida; Adinetidae
Source: the annotation of a GenBank genome assembly
AUGGAAAUAGGUAUCGUUUUUGAAAUUCGUUGGUGGCUACAACAUAGAAAAUUAUACAAUGCACAUCAUGGUGUUUGGUCAGGUGUUCAUGUUUUGUCUAAUUACCAACCAACUGAUUAUUUUCAAUAUAUAACAUCAAAUAUGGUUCAAACAAACAAGGAUAUGAUUGCUUCCAAAUCAAAUGAAAAUAGUAGAG